CUAGUGCGUAUUUUAUCCUCUCAACUAGACUCUCCCAUUCACUACUACACGACCCUCAACCACCAAGAGUGUCAUUUAAUUAUACAUAUAUCAUUCCAUCACUAUUAGUAGUCGUCUCUCAACCUCCAAUUAAUCAAAUUAACGAUUACCAAUGAUAAGAACUUGAGAUGUCUCCUCUCCUGUAAUCUCCUUAAUAAUAUCAUAAUUCAAGACUCUUUGCUUAGUAUUUUCCCCCUAAAUUAAACAAUAAAAUGUAAUUUAUAUAUUUAAUUAUUAAUUGCAAAGGUAAUUAAUUUUGUAUUCGAUAAUACCGAUUGGGAUACCAAAGUACCGAUUGGGAUACCGAAAUAUUUAGGGAUUGGGAUUGGGAUACCGAAAUUAUUUAGGGAUUGGAAUUGGGAUUGACUUUAGGGCAUAAUUCGGUAUUCAGGAUUUUGGUAUUUUGUAUUGGGAUACCGAUACCGUACCGAUUUCCACCCUUACUCACCACAUCCAGCUUACCAUAACAUUUCAACGAAGCCAUCCUUCCGCUUAGGGAUGGCAACAAAACCCGAACCCAUGGGUACCCACCCGACCCAACCCGGUCAAUGCAGGUAAAAUCCAUGUUGACGGAUUUUGGGCCGGGUUCGGAUUUAAAUCCGCUACACUAUUCACCGGGUCGGGUUUGGGUUUAGGUAAACCCGCCCCAUGGGUACCCGCCCACACACAUAUAUUUAAUUUUCCGGGUAUAUUUAAUAUUCUAAAUAAUAUAUCUUCUUUAGACAACUAAUAUUUUUUAUAUUUGUGGAGACAUGUAUAAUUUGUUCAUUCUAAUUGUUUAGAAUGAAGUUGAUAUUAUGAAGUGGAGAGUGAAGAAACUUAGUUGACGAGGAAGAAGUUUUCAAUUAAUCUUAUUGUUUAUGGAUGUUUAUCUUUAAUUUUGAACAAUUUGUAUUGAUCAUUUGCGGUUUGCUUGUAUGCUCUAGAUUGUUAUUUUUUCUAUGAUUAAUUUGUAUGAGAAAAUUGAUGUUACUUUUAUUUUGAAAGAAACUUGUUAUUGUAAAAAUUUUACCACAAAAACCCACGGGUACCCAUGAACCCGCGGAUACCCAGCGGGUUGGGUUGGUUUUGAGUUUUUCAAAGCCAACGGGUUUUACCCCGGAUUUUUUUGGCGGAUAAACCCAUGAGUUUGGGUUUGGUUUUGACAAAACCCGGCCUAACCCGACUAUUGUCAUCCCUACUUCCGCUGCUUCCUAACAGUGACAAUAUUAAUGAGUUGUUUACAUACAAAUUUUUGAAACGAAAGAUAUAUGACAUCAUAUUAAUUAGUGGUUAACCAAUACCAAACCGAAUACUACCCUAAUAUUUUGCCAAAAAUUAAUAGACUGAUGAAAUUUUUGGUAAAUAAAGAUUUUGUAUUAUAUUCGCUACUUUUUUUAUUUUAUUUUACCGGAUGGAUUUCCAUCCGCACGCUUACGGUCCGAGGAGAGGAACGCCACCAAGAAAUAGCGAAGUCCCACGGCAAUGGCGGCCUCUUAGUAGUUAAGAGUUGCCAACCUCCUCGUGAACUUCCGUUCCCCGCCGACCACAAAUUCUCGCUUUUCCUUCCAGAGGCUACUACAAUCCCUCGAUGGCCUCUAUUACUCCGCAUUCCGCUUCUUUCCGUCCCGGACGCCGCCGCCGUCUACACUCAUCGCUUCUUAAUUCGUCAUUGUCGCCACGCAGCGUUUCACAGCUUAACUUGCGCCGCUUAUCAAAACCUCGCCCGGCGCUGCGAGCUUUGGUGGCUGCGUCUUUGAUCGACGACAAAGAGGGAAACAGAGGACGGAUUAGGCAGUGUGGGAAUUUCGCAACGGCGGCCACGAAGAGGAAUGUGUUCAGCGAGGGAAUAGUGAGCGCCGGCGGCGAGGAGGAAGGAGGGAGUUCAAAUUCCUUUGAGGACGAGCAUUUCGUGCGGUGGUUCCGAGAAGCUUGGCCCUAUCUCUGGGCACAUAGGGGCGGUACUUUUGCGGUUAUUAUCUCUGGUGAAAUUGUUUCGAGCCCUUACUUAGAUGCAAUUCUCAAGGACAUAGCAUUCCUUCAUCACCUGGGAAUUAGGUUCGUGAUCGUCCCAGGCACUCAUGUUCAAAUUGAUAAUCUUUUGGCUGAGAGAGGGCUUGAGCCUAAGCAUGUGGGGCCCUACAGAAUUACUGACCCAGAAGCUCUAGCUGCAUCAAUGGAAGCGGCUGGCAAGAUUCGGGUAAUGAUAGAGGCUAAACUUUCUCCUGGACCUUCCAUAUGCAAUGUGCGCAGGCAUGGUGACAGUAGCAGGUGGCAUGACGUUGGAGUCAGUGUUGCUAGUGGCAAUUUUCUCGCGGCCAAGAGAAGAGGAGUUGUUGGAGGUGUUGACUUUGGGGCAACAGGUGAAGUGAAGAAAGUAGAUGUUGACCGUGUGAUAGAGAGGCUUGACAGUGGUUGCAUUGUUGUGCUAAGCAACUUGGGCUAUUCAAGCUCUGGUGAAGUUUUGAAUUGCAACUCAUAUGAAGUUGCGACAGCUUGUGCCUUAGCAAUUGGUGCAGACAAACUUAUUUGCAUCAUGGAUGGUCCUAUUCUUGAUGAUAAUGGGCACCUCAUUAGUUUCCUAACUCUUGAGGAAGCAGACACUUUGAUUCGUGAGCGGGCUAAGCAAAGUGAGGUAGCCGCUCAUUACGUGAAGGCUGUUGCAGAGGAGGACCCUUCUUAUUCUGUCAAAGACGCAGAUUCUAUUUCCAUAGUUCCUUCCUCACAGAAUGGGACAGCUGUCAACACUAAACACAAUGCAGCAUUUCACAAUGGUGUUGGUUUUGACAGUGGAGGUGGAUUGUGGUCAGGUGAACAAGGUUUUGCCAUUGGUGGUAAGGAAAGACUUAGUCAAUCUCACGGUUAUUUCUCGGAAUUGGCUGCAGCAGCUUUUGUUUGCAAAGGUGGUGUCCAAAGAGUUCAUCUGCUAGAUGGUACAAUCGGCGGGGUUUUACUGUUAGAACUCUUUAAAAGAGAUGGGAUGGGAACUAUGGUGGCUAGUGACCUAUAUGAAGGAACCCGAAUGGCUAGGGCGAAUGACCUUGCUGGAAUAAAGCAGAUCAUACAACCUUUACAAGAAGCGGGAGUUUUGGUCCGAAGGACUGAUGAAGAGCUGCUUAAAACGUUAGAUUCGUAUCAUGUGGUGGAAAGAGAAGGUCAAAUCAUUGCUUGCGCUGCUCUUUUCCCUUUCUUUGAGGAUAAAUGUGCAGAGGUGGCAGCUAUUGCAGUUUCUUCUGAUUGCCGUGGGCAAGGGCAAGGAGACAAAUUGUUAGAUUAUAUAGAGAAGAAGGCAUCCUCACUGGGUUUGGACACACUGUUCCUCCUGACUACCCGGACUGCAGAUUGGUUCAAGAGACGCGGGUUCUCUGAAUGUUCAAUUGACCUGAUUCCCGAACAAAGAAGGAAGAAGAUCAAUUUGUCUCGUAACUCAAAAUACUACAUGAAGAAGUUGCUUCCUGAUACAAGUGGGAUAACGCUCACUACCAGGCCAAUCAGCUGGCAAUAAAUAGCAAUAGGUAAAUCAAGUCGUGACUUGCUACUUGUAUAGAUGCGCAGUAUGCCUCGAAUCUCUAUUGGCAUUUGGCCUGCGGCUUGACUUGGAAUCAGAACUUAAGCAAACACUCAAGCUAGGAGUUGUUAGUGUUUAUCCUGAUGUAUAUUUUUUAUUGUAUAGAAGUCUGUACUUCGUGAGUUUAGAGGGGACACCAAGGAUUCCCAAGAGAAUGAUGGCUUGCUGAAGAAGUGGAUUGUGUUGGAAAUGAAUAGCUUUGAAAGUUAUAGAGUUUUAAGGAAGAAAAACUACCACAUUGGUGAAAUGUGUAUAAAGAUAGAAGCCUCUCUCCUAAGGGCAUGCCCUUCUGUCCAACUAUAAUUUUUCGGAGAAGUUCGUGGGUUGGUUGGUUGGUUGGUUCAUCUUGAGACUAAAAUUUUUUGGAGAAAUUCUGAACGAAAUUAAUUAUCUAUUAAUUAAUUAUUAAUUUGUUAUUCUUUAUCAUAGAUAAAUACGAGUUGAAAAAGGAUAAUCGAUUAAAAGGAAUAUUCGAAGGAUAAUCCAACAAGAUUUAUCUUAACCGACUCGAUUUUAAUUAAGGAGUGAUUAUCUCAUUAACUAGUAACUACCGUGACUUGUUCCCCACGAAAGAGGAACAUUCUGGGGGACUCGGCUCCUAUAAAUAUUAAAUAGACGACCCCUCAGACCCUUUAAACACACCACAACGAGCAGAAACACAAUAGAGAGAGUGUUCAUAGAGCUCCGGUUUUCGCACAAAACCGCGAGCAUACGAAAGGAGCUGUUUUAUCCUGGAGACGACCGGUUGAUAGUAUGCCGUGCGCAUCGAGGGUAGUACGCAAACGUCUUAAAGAGAGCGACCUAGUCCACGACUCAGCUCCAGAUUCGGUAACCUCGUUCUUGGUUGUUGUUCCGUUUCGAACAACUUGAUUAUGUGAGUAUGAUGAGGAGUAGAGGGUGCAGGCAAUGAUAAUGUUGUUCAAGGGACAUGCCCUGAGUUUGUGGAAGACAAACCGGAGGGGCAGAUUAUCCCUCCAACAGUGACCUACUAGGAGUUCAUGAACAUGUUUUGGGCUAAUUUCUUUCCUCUUGUUGCAUGAUUGUACGACAAACAAAGCGAAUUUGAUGACUUCAAGGAAGGAGGUAUGUCAGUUUUGACAUAUUAGUUAUUACAUAAAGUUCUUUCAUAUGGCGGAGUGUGACAUUGAGACGGACCGAGAUAAGAAGUUGGCCAAGAAUUCUUCGGAACCUCAGAUAUACAAUUCAGGGGGAGUUUCCACCGAUGGUAUGUGUAGCAGCCAUUACCUACAUCAAACACGAUGCCCUUAGGAGGGAAAACUUGGAAAGGGCCAACAGGGAAUCAUAUGUAGACGACAUAAGAGGAAGGCUCAUACCCAGCCGUUCCAUUUGGGACCAAUCAGCCAGCGGCUGUGGAGGGAUAGUAUGCUUUUAGUGUGGCCAGUCUGGUCACCUCCGACAACAGUAUCUGUAACUCGUCAUAGCACUUGUAUAGUCAGUGAGAUCAGUUCAAGGGCAAAAAACAACAUCGUUGGUAGGUUUCAGGGGAAGGCCGGGAGUUAUUCUGGAGGUUGGGGUAUGAGGGCUAAUUCAAAAGCUCUUCAACAUAAUUUCAAAAAUUUGGUACCGUUUUGUAGAGCGCGUCACCAGGAACAUCCCAUUGCUCACGAAAUCGAAUUCGAGCUCAAACGAGAGACAAACGCGAUUUGGAAAUUUCCGAUGUAAAAUAGUCUAAUAUUUAAGUUCUAAAACUAUCUCAGACUUUUCAAAAAUAUGAGGUAUCAUUCUGUAUAUUUGUAUACUAAUUGUAAUCGGCUCGUAAUUUCUUCAUUUGAAUGACGAACACUUCCUGCCUACAAAAUUGUCAUGAUAAAGGGAAUUUAUAGGA
This is a messenger RNA of Linum trigynum, 5432 nucleotides long. The record is from the annotation of a GenBank genome assembly. Lineage: Eukaryota; Viridiplantae; Streptophyta; Magnoliopsida; Malpighiales; Linaceae.